Molecule: messenger RNA, 699 nt
Organism: Aspergillus udagawae
Lineage: Eukaryota; Fungi; Ascomycota; Eurotiomycetes; Eurotiales; Aspergillaceae
Exons: 3
Coding region: 1-699 (232 amino acids)
Biological process (GO): transmembrane transport
Molecular function (GO): transmembrane transporter activity
Source: RefSeq, a predicted model, not a curated record
AUGGUCAUGGCUGUUAUGGCCGAAGUGACUCCUGUUGAUGUGACCGGCCCAGUGACCGGGCUGAUGAGUUCCAUCUUUGCCCUCUCCAGCAUCCUGGGUCCCGUUCUCGGAGGUGUACUCACUUCCCGAACGACGUGGCGAUGGGUAUUCUACUUGAAUAAUGCCAGCAUUCCCGGUGGCGGUCUCGCAAUAGCGCUUGUUCUUUGGGUGUUUCCCCGAAACGAUGGGCGGCUGCAGAUUUCAUUAUCGAGCGUAAACCGUCUUGACUGGCCGGGAAUUGCGCUGUCUUUGGCAGGAUUGAUAUUCAUCAUUCUUGCGCUGGAAGAAGGUGGCGGCGACUAUGGGUGGAACAGUGGUCUGAUCAUCGCCUCGUUUGCUCUGUGCGGAAUCUGUUGGAUUGCAUUCGUGAUCUGGGAGGUAUUCUUGGGAUUUGCUGCACAUAAGAAGCACCUUGGGUUUUCCUUUGCACGGGUGAUGCUGCCUGUGUUCCCAGUAUGGCUCCUGAGGCGUCGCAUCGUCACUGCCUGUUUACUAUCUGCAUUUCUCGCCGACUUCCCGUUCAUGGUACUCAUCGUGUACCUCCCACGGCGCUUCAAGAUCCAGGACGACCUGACCCCGGUGGCGUCGGGAAUCCGCAUGCCCACUCCUGGGCAGGCUAGGACCAUUAUCAAGCCCUCAGAGGCCACAGCCCAGGUAUGA